Messenger RNA from Monopterus albus (swamp eel), 4838 nucleotides. It is a transcript of the gene strip2, whose product is annotated as striatin interacting protein 2. The coding region runs from base 183 to 2687 and encodes 834 amino acids. The record is from RefSeq and is a predicted model, not a curated record. Lineage: Eukaryota; Metazoa; Chordata; Actinopteri; Synbranchiformes; Synbranchidae. The transcript has 22 exons. Gene Ontology annotation, biological process: cytoskeleton organization. Gene Ontology annotation, cellular component: cytosol.
GCGAAUAAAGCAGAGUAGGCAGGGGAAGUAGCAGCAGCAGCAGCAGCAGCAGGAGGAGGGGGAGGAGAAGGAGGAAGAGGAGAUCUUCAACUUGGGAUCAGGAGUCGGUGCAGUCUCAGUUCUCCACCGGACCGGUAUGCACUAUCCGCAUAGGAGGAAGUGAGUCGCGCCGACUGUAAAAGAUGCAGGCGGAGGAAAUGGAGGUACCUGUCAUUAAUAACCUUAACGAUAACGGCGAUAGACAGAGGCCGAAAGGGAAAGAUGUGUUCAAGGAUCAGCAGAAGGAGUCGGAGAGCUCCAUGGAGUCUCCCAACCUGGAGUUUGAGUAUGGAGACACAGACACACUCACAGCUGAGCUUUCAGAACUCUACAGUUACACAGAGGAGCCAGAGUUUGCCUUGAACAGAGACUACUUUGAGGAAGACUUUAAGAGCCAUGCUCGAAGCAGAAGGUGGAUCGAGCUGUCGGUGGAGGAGCAGAAGGCGUACGUGAUGCAGCUGCUGGACGCACUGGAAGUGACAGACAGAGACAAGAGGCUGAAGGUAGCCAGGGCCAUCCUCUACCUGGCUCAGGGAGUGUUUGAUGAGUGUGACACAGAGAUGGAUGUGCUCCACUGGUCCAGAUACAAUGUCUUUCUGCUCUACGACAUGGGCAUCUUCACAGCACUGCUGGAGCUGCUCAGCAUGGAGAUAGAGGGCUGCAGCAAUAAAGAAUGGGGCUGUAAUACAAGUAACAGCCAGGCAUGCAGUAGUGCAAUGAGAAAGCCUGCCAUCUCUCUUGCAGACAGCACGGAGCUCAGAGUUUUACUGACCAUCAUGUACCUGAUAGUGGAGACCAUUAGAGUUCAGACAGAAGAUGACAGACCUGAGUGGGUAGCAGCCAGAGAGACUUUCAAGAAUGAGCUAGGUUCAUUGCUGUACAAUGGAGAGCCUUUUGCCCUGCUCCUCUUUACUAUGGUAACAAAAUUCUGCAGCAUGAAUGCCCCACACUUCCCCAUGAAGAAGGUACUACUGCUGCUCUGGAAGACUAUACUGUUCACCCUGGGGGGUUUCGAGGAGCUCCAGGAGAUGAAGGUGCGGGGCCGGGAACAUCUCAGCCUGCCUCCACUGCCAGAGGACAGCAUCAAGGUGGUCAGGGCCAUGAGAGCAGCUUCACCCCCGGCUUCCGCCAUGGAGCUCAUCGAACAGCAGCAGCAGCAGAAGAGGGGUCGCCGAAGCCGCAGGCCCUUGGUCAAGCAGGACAGCCUGGACACAUAUAACGAGCGAGACCCCUUCAAGAAUGAUGAUGUCCGGGACGAGGAGGAAGACCCCGAGGACACAGAUGGUGGCAUUGAGGGCGAGGUGGACCCCCUGGAUCGUGACGUCAUCAUCCAGCCUCCACCGCCCCCACCUCCUUUGAGACCCCCAUCAGAGAGGGUCAACUUCCCCAAGGGCCUACCCUGGGCCCCUAAAGUCAGGGAGAAAGACAUUGAACACUUCCUAGAGACCAGCAGAAACAAGUUCAUCGGCUUUACUUUAGGAAAUGACACAGAGACCCUGGUGGGCUUGCCCAGACCCAUCCAUGAGAGUGUCAAAACGCUGAAACAGCACAAAUAUGUGUCUAUUGCUGAAGUCCAGAUCAAGAGGGAGGAGGAGCUACAGCAGUGUCCACUGACUCUGGGCGAGGAGGAGGUGGAGGAGACACCAGCAGAGAUUCUGUACCUCGGUAUGCUUCCCAAUCUUUCUCAGUACGUGAUUGCCCUCCUGAAGCUUCUGCUGGCUGCAGCUCCAACAUCCAAAGCCAAAACUGACUCUAUCAACAUCCUGGCUGAUGUGCUGCCUGAGGAAAUGCCUAUCACAGUCCUUCAGAGCAUGAAGUUAGGAAUUGAUGUGAACCGUCACAAGGAAAUCAUCGUCAAAGCCAUCUCUGCUCUGCUGCUGCUGCUCCUAAAGCACUUCAAACUCAACCAUAUCUAUCAGUUUGAGAUUGUCUCCCAGCACCUGGUGUUUGCCAACUGUAUCCCACUCAUCCUCAAGUUCUUCAACCAGAACAUCAUGUCCUAUAUCAGUGCCAAAAACAGUAUAUGUGUGCUGGACUUUCCGCACUGUGUGGUCCAUGAGAUGCCUGAGCUCACAGCUGAGAGCUUAGAAGCAGGAGACAGCAACCAGUUCUGUUGGAGGAACCUGUUUUCUUGUAUCAACCUGCUGAGAAUCCUGAAUAAGCUGACCAAGUGGAAACACUCCAGAACCAUGAUGCUGGUGGUAUUCAAGUCUGCCCCGAUCCUGAAGAGAGCUCUGAAGGUGAAACAGGCCAUGAUGCAACUCUAUGUUCUCAAGCUCCUUAAAAUCCAGACCAAGUACCUGGGCCGCCAGUGGAGAAAGAGCAACAUGAAGACCAUGUCAGCCAUCUACCAGAAGGUCCGCCACAGGCUCAACGACGACUGGGCCUAUGGAAAUGAUAUCGAUGCACGGCCCUGGGACUUCCAGGCAGAGGAGUGUGCCCUGCGAGAGAGCAUUGAGAAAUUCAACAGCCGCCGCUAUGACAAGAACAAGAAUGGAGACUUCACUCCAGUGGACAACUGCCUGCAGAGUGUGCUGGGGCAGCGUGUGGAGCUGCCUGAGGACUUCCACUACAGCUACGAGAUGUGGCUGGAGAGAGAGGUGUUCUCUCAGUCAAUCCAGUGGGAGGGGCUGCUGCAGAAUCCGUGAUGGGGGUUGGAGGAUUGGUUAGAGGGCGGGGGCAGUGGAGAGGUCACAUAUCACAUAUGAGCCUGAUGGACUAGUUUUAAGGUAGAGGAGAGGAGGAAAGACGAAUGGGGUCAUGUUGUGUUGGAAAGGAGGGGGAGGAUAAAGAAAAAGCAACUGGAGCUAAAGAAGUCACCUCUCAGGCCAUCCAGUGAUGUGUGAAAACUGAAGAGUAUAUGGAGCAAAGUUGACAAGCAAAUGGAGCUUCCUACUGUGAGCUCAGCACAAAUAGAUACCACACACACUUGACGCUAAUGUGCCUAUGACUACUGUGACUGUGAACACACAGGCAAGAACAGAGGUAGCAGUUCAUAAGAAGCAUUUGGUGUCAUUGUAGCAGAAGACAAGGCCAGUUUUACUGCCCUCAAUAUUACACAAAACGUCAGUGUGUAUGUCCUCAUUUUUUAAAUGUUGGUGCUCUUUUGGCUCCUUGGUGAUGUUUAGCUAUUUAUUUGUAUCACUGUGUGUCAUUUUAUGGAAAAUAAUUGUUUUUGAAUAAAGAUGUACAUGUAUUAUUAAUUUGAUUUCUAAUUAGUUUAUAUCUUUAUUUUGCCACAGAGCCUGACUAUUAAUACUUUGUCAGUGACGGAUUUGAAACUCUUUUCUUAUGUAUUUUCUAGGAAAAAGAAAUUGAACUACAGUGUCACGCUGCUAGUUCAAAUAUUGAUAUUGGAGCCAUCUCCUCUUAUGGCAGUAAAAAAAGAAAUGCACCAGCUGUUAAGUGUGUGGCUUGUUCAUGAGAAAAUGGUUAUCUAAAAAUGGGCAACUAUAAGAGAGGAUGAUUCUUGAAGCACAAAACAGAAUUUGCUUAAAGAAUGGCAUUCUGGGAAAGGUAGUAGUCACCUAUUUGAUCUCUUUUAAAAUAGAAGUUUUAUCUUAUAACAGAAUCCUUGUUAUUCCAGAAAUGGCAGAUUCUCAGAAAUUUCAUUAUCUUUCAACUCACAAAUUUUUAAUCACUGGUGUAAUCCAGAAUUUAUUCAUAUACACUUAUUGAACCUUUGCAAUGAUAAGAAAAGCAGAAAUUUGGUUCAACCCACUGCCCAACAACAGCACAAUAAGUAAACCACAGAGCUACAUGUUGGUGGCCUUAGUGAGUACUUUGUAACGCUCACUUGGAAAAACACAGUUGUUACAACAAUGGUGCUGUUUUUCUAGUUUGUCUUCACUGUACCUUAUCAUUCCUUCACCUGCCACUAUCUACUAUGACAUGAGAGCUCUGAAGCAUUUCCUGGAAAUGUCUAUUAAAGCACAGCAACAAGCACAGAAGACAAAAAAGUAUGGUUACCUUUUUUCAUAUCAUUGGUCCAGAUUGUUAUCAGCUCAUCUUGAUGGCUCAUGUAUUAUCUUUAUAUAGAACUAUAAUUGUGACACUUAGUCUUGUGCUUCUUUGUAGAAAUGUGCAUGGGCUCUGUUUUGUUUUGAGUACAUGUUCACACUUUAAUAUGGUAUUUGUAAUUGCUUUUUUUGUGUGAUGAUUCCAGCACAAUUAGAAGUGUUAAUUUUUUUUCUUCUUCAGGAAGGCAAAAAUCUAUGAAACUAAUACUAUAAAGAUUCUCAGGUUAAUGGACAUAAUAUAUAGCAAAUGUUUUAAAAGCUUCCAUGCCUCUAUAUAGCUCACUACCUGUAGAAAAGAAUAUACAUUUAUCAUCACAUUCUUAGACUGAAAUUACACAUGUGAAGCACCAAACAUUCACUGCAUACGCUGUACAUUGUCACUCAAGUCAAUAACUCAUUGUGAGUUUUUGUUUACAUCAGUUGUAUUUCAAGUUCAAACGUACUAUUUGUAUCUUGUGCCAAAUUUGAGUGCCAUUUUCUAUUUUUAUUUUAUUGCUAUUGCAGGUUUUUCAUUCACAUUACCACUAAAGGUUUGCAAUACAAAAUGUUAUUUUUACCCAAAAAUUGUACAAUCAAUGAAAAUUGUUGUUUCUUUAUCGGGUACACUAUUUUACCAAAAGUGUUAAGCAUUGUAUGGAUGUUAGCACAGUAUACAAUGUAUGUCUUUGUUGCACACAUUUCUGUAUAGUCUAGAGAAACGCUCAAUAUAGAAUUUGUUCAGGGGUAUGUGCAAUUACAGAUCCAUAGAGGCAUUAUUAAAUAAAAUGACAAAUUACAGUA